This is a messenger RNA of Fusarium vanettenii 77-13-4, 2175 nucleotides long. RefSeq lists its product as uncharacterized. The coding region runs from base 1 to 2175 and encodes 724 amino acids. Gene Ontology annotation, molecular function: protein binding. The transcript has 3 exons. The record is from RefSeq and is a predicted model, not a curated record. Lineage: Eukaryota; Fungi; Ascomycota; Sordariomycetes; Hypocreales; Nectriaceae.
AUGGCUGCAGUCACCACCUCAUCGCCCCCAACAGCAGCGUCGCCCACUUCCAACUACCAGGACUCGAGACAAAGCGACGACGCACCUCGAAGCCCCAUCCGUGUCCCAAAUCUCAACCUCGCCAACGGCCCGCAACUGCGCCAGGCCCCUGUCUCCCCCGUUCGUGUUAAUUUUCAAGACGAGAACUGGGCACAGCCCUCGAACGCCGACAUCGAACAUGCCCAGCGACAGGCCUCGCAACUAGAACUGGCCGACCGCACCCGCCAUCCCCUCCCCUCGCCCCCAGAUGCCGCUCCUCCACCUCCGCCACAUGGCUUCAGUACCGAUCCCAAUGCCGCGUCAAACUUGUCUCCCACUUAUACGGCGAGCCAUGAGCGUUACGAGCAUAACAAGAUAAGUCCUACGGACAGAGUGCGCAACCAAGACCAGUUCCGCAACAGCCGCGAGUCGGACGAAACAGCAAGCACAAACCCGCAGCAAACUUCGAUCGAGUCAUCUGCAACAACGAGUGCAAGUUCCCUGUCAGGCAUCAACGAGAAUGCCGAAGCCCGAACAAUAGGUGACUCUCCCGAGAGCUCCAUCAUUGAAGGAAAUCUGCCUGGGAACCAGUCUGUCCCCCAGUUUCAGUACCACCACCAGAAGGAUUUCCCACCGCGUGUGUCGAGCGUUCCCAAUGAGGACUCGAGGAGCUAUUCCACCCCCGAUCUGGCCGAGAGUGCUUCCACUCUUGGACGUCACUUAACACCGAGUUCGAGUAACCUGAGGAGGACUUCGAUGCCUCGACCGCAAUCAUCCUACUCCAUCUACUCGGACGGUCGCGGGCGCUCCCCUGGUUUGAUGCCGGGUGGCUCGCAGGCACGUAAAUCCCCCGAUGUAAGGCUGUCAACGUAUGCAGAGCUGCUCAAUGCUCCAUAUCCCCAGCAAGGCCCGGCGCCCCUGACUCCCGACAACUCGAACCUCCGAACAGUCAUUGGCAACAAUGCCUCUCUCCUGAGCACCCAAAAGACUCUAGACAUGUACCGUGCCAAUGUCAAGAAGACUAAUGAUCUGUCGAUCCAAUACUCGUUUGCUGUCUUCCUGAUCUCCACCGCUCAGGAGCAAGGCCUGGAUGUCUCGGACCCUAAGAUGCGAAAGAACAGCCCGAAACCGCAAAAGGGACACGAUAGCCCGACUGUCGAGGGCUCUGUCUCGACCCCUUAUGAGCUGGUUCGCGAAGCCCGGCAAAUCCUCCAGCGCUUGUCCAGCGCUGGUUAUCCUUUUGCUCAGUACUAUCUGGCUGACGGCUAUGCAUCUGGACUCUUCAACAAGGGCAAGGAGGAUUACAACUCGGCUUUCCCUCUCUUCGUCCUGGCUGCGAAGCACGGCCAUGCCGAAUCUGGAUAUCGAACAGCGCUAUGUUACGAAUUUGGCUGGGGCUGCCGCAAAGAUCCAGCCAAGGCUGUGCAGUUCUUACGCUCAGCGGCUUCGAAGCGUCACCCCGGUGCCAUGACACGGCUUGGAAAAGCCUGUCUUUCCGGUGACCUCGGAGAGAAGAGAUAUCGAGAGGGUAUCAAGUGGAUGAAGCUUGCCAGCGAGGCUGCGGACAUGCAGUACAAUUCGGCCCCCUACCAACUCGGUUGCUUGUACGAGAACGGCUAUGGUGCAGAUAUCUUUAAGGACGAUAACCACGCUGCGGAGCUCUUUACCCAAGCUGCUGAUUUAGGGCAUCCCGAGGCGAACUACCGUCUCGGUGAUGCCUAUGAGCACGGUUUGCUCAACUGUCCUCGCGAUCCUGCACUCAGUGUUCACUUUUACACUGGCGCGGCUGAGCGGGGACAUGCUGGUGCUAUGAUGGGAUUGUGCGCCUGGUAUAUGGUUGGCGCUCCUCCAAUUUUGGAGAAGGAUGAGGAGGAGGCCUACGAGUGGGCGCGUCGAUCCGCGGAUUUGGGUUUCGUCAAGGCUCAAUAUGCUGUUGGAUACUUUACCGAGAUGGGCAUUGGAUGUCGACGGGACGCCCUGGAAGCCAACGUUUGGUACGUCAAGGCUGCUGAUGCCGGAGACGAGCGAGCCAGACAGCGACUGGCGAUUAUCCAGGCAGCUGUAAGCGGCCAGGGAACCCCAAUGGAGGUUGCUCCGCCACGGAAUGGCAAGAUACAGAAAAACAACAAGGACGACAAGGACUGCGUGGUGAUGUAA